AUGUCAUCCAAAUCCAAAAACGUACAAUCACAAAAAUUAUGUACAACGUCAUCGUCGGGUUUGCCGAAAUGGCGACAAUCUCCAAUCGAUAUCAGUCGCGUUGCCGUAUGGACCAAGAAAUAUCCACCCUUACUUUUGACUAAUUAUUGGUCAGAUGAUGGCACUGCAAAACUUACAAACACUGGAAAAACAGUUAACGUCGAGCUGGCGGACAGAAAAAUGCCAAUAAUGCGUGGCGGCCCGUUGAAGGACGAUGAAUAUCAAUUUAUGAAUGUACAGUUUCGAUGGGGUCUAUCCAAUUCUCAGGGCGCGGAACAUUCUAUCGAUAAUACUUGGUAUUCGAUGGAAGCACAAGUAAUGCAUUGGAAUACGCGUUAUGGGUCAAUAGAAAAAUGUUACGAAAAACCUGAUGGUAUUGCAAUGCUAUCCUAUCUUAUGCAGGUCGUUGGCUGUUCUGGAAUUCCGGACAAUCCAACGUUUACUCCGAUUACAGAUAAACUUUUGGGAAUCAAACGGACGAAUAGCAUCGUGAAUAUUACACCGGAUUGCUUACGAUGGAUGAAGUAUGCAUGCAUGUCACCGGGAUAUUAUACUUAUUCAGGCUCCCUCACUUUUCCUCCGUAUCAUGAGUGCGUUACUUGGAUAGUAGUACCAAACGCGAUAAGAAUAUCUCGCUGUCAGAUAGAAGCGUUCAGAAGUUUAUACAAUUACAAAUGGGAGCGUAUAGUAAGGAAUCACAGAUCACAACAUCGUCUUCAUGGGAGAAGAAUUUUCUUUGCACAAAUAAUGUGACAGCUUGAUUACCAAAGAAAUUAUUAAGACGGCAUUAAACGUAUAACAAAAUUUUUACAUGAAGAAUUAUGUAUUAUUUUCUUGCGAUCCUAUCUUAAAAAAGGCGCGUAGCGCGCGCUGGUGUGUCUAGUCCACUCUUAAAAAAGGCAUGAAAGAUCGAUACUCGAAUGUAUCGAAAGUAUUGUUGACGCUUUUCCGCGACGCUGAUUGGUUAUCGCGAUUAUUCUGAUAGUUUGAUAGAUUGAGAGCGAAGGUUAUUUUGACGGUUAUUUAAAAUAAAAAAAUUUAUUAAAAUAUUUAGAUUUCAUAAUU
Linepithema humile (Argentine ant) is the source of this 1104-nucleotide messenger RNA. The record is from RefSeq and is a predicted model, not a curated record. Lineage: Eukaryota; Metazoa; Arthropoda; Insecta; Hymenoptera; Formicidae.